This is a messenger RNA of Penicillium bovifimosum, 2211 nucleotides long. RefSeq names its product transient receptor potential ion channel family protein. The record is from RefSeq and is a predicted model, not a curated record. Lineage: Eukaryota; Fungi; Ascomycota; Eurotiomycetes; Eurotiales; Aspergillaceae. Gene Ontology annotation, biological process: fungal-type cell wall biogenesis; transmembrane transport. Bases 1 to 2211 code for a protein of 736 amino acids. The transcript is spliced from 2 exons.
AUGCGGUCAUUAUCUCUUCUCACUUGCUUCGUCGCCUUUCUGGCGCCGAUAGCCUCUGCUAUUCAGCUCCUGGAAUCCAAUGCACUCAGCGUGUGCAUGGAAAGUAGCAACUUCACGGCAACCUACUUCAGUGUCGUCUUUUAUCCCGGAAACAACUCUCUUGUGGUUGGCUUCGAUGGUGUCUCCUACAUUGAGGGCAAGGUCGUUGCGGAGAUGACCCUCAGUGCAUAUGGUUAUGAGGCAUACAAAAAGACGCUCAAUCCAUGUACAAUCAAGGGCAUGGGCAUGUGCCCCAUGUCUGCUGGACCUAUGGACCUUGGCCCGCUUUCUCUCGAUUUGCCAGAGGGCACUUCAGAGAGCAUCCCAGGAAUUGCCUAUACUGUUCCCGACCUUGACGCGAAGGUGCGCAUUGUUAUCAAGACGGCCGACACGGGUGAAAAGAUUGCUUGUGUCGAGGCUGCGCUUUCCAACGGCAAGACCGUUAAUCAAGUUGGGGUCUCGUGGACAACCGCUGUUAUCUCUGGUCUGGGACUCGCUGCAUCCGCCAUCACCUCCGGACUAGGUCAUUCCAACACGGCAGCUCAUGUUGCGGCAAAUGCGCUCUCUCUCUUCGGAUUUAUGCAGUCGCAAGCGAUGAUUGGUAUGAUCUCUGUAGACAUGCCUCCGAUUGUCGAAGCGUGGACCCAGAACUUCCAGUGGAGUAUGGGUAUCAUUCGCGUGGGCUUCAUUCAGAAGAUUGCUACCUGGUACCAACGGGCGACCGGUGGAACACCGUCCACUAUCCUGUCGCAACUUGGUGAUACUUCCGUGGAAGUCCUUAGACGCCGCAAGCGUGAUCUUGUGGACCCUGCAAUGGAUUUGGUGAAGCGGGCCUCUGGCAUUGCCAAAAGAUCCGACGCCCAGAAACUCACUGUUAUCCGAGGAAUCGGCCGUGUUGGAUUCCGUGCGGGCAUGGAGGAAACCAACAUAUUCCUUACCGGCCUGAUUUUCUUCUCCGUCUUUGUUGUCUUUGUCGUCAUCAUCGUUGCGGCCUUCAAGGGCAUCACCGAGCUGCUCGUUAAGCAUGGCAAAAUGAAGAGCGAAAGGUUCCAGGACUUCCGCAAUGGAUGGAAGGUGGUUCUUCGUGGUAUCUUGUUCCGACUGACACUCAUCGGUUUCCCACAAAUGUGUGUCCUUUGCCUCUGGGAGUUCACCCAGCGCGACUCAGCAGCCGAGGUGGUUUUGGCCGCGGUCAUGCUCCUGUCUAUGCUCGUCUCUCUUGGAUGGGCUUCUCAGAAGGUUAUUCGGUUGGCCAAGCGCUCUGUUACUAUGCACAAGAACCCGGCCUAUAUCCUCUACUCCGAUCCCACCUGCCUAAACAAGUGGGGCUUCCUGUAUGUGCAGUACCGAGCGACAGCAUACUACUUCGUUGUUCCGUUCCUCGUCUACAUCUUCAUUAAAGGCAUGUUCAUUGGCCUGAGCCAGCCUGCACCGGUCGUUCAAACAGUGGCUUUGUUGGUUCUUGAGCUGGCCAUGUUGGUGGGUGUGUGCGUGCUUCGUCCCUGGAUGGACAAGAAGACCAACAUCUUCAACAUCUCGAUUGCUGCAAUCAACUUCCUCAACUCCGUCUUCCUAUUGGUCUUCUCGGAUGUGUUUGACCCUCCGGGAAUGAUGAUCGGUGUUAUGGGGGUCAUCUUCUUCGUUUACAAUGCUAUAUUCGCAUUAAUCCUUUUGAUUCUAGUUUUGAUCGCUUCGAUCUACGCUAUUGUCUCCAAGAACCCCGAUGUCCGCUACCAGCCCAUGCGCGACGACCGUGGCUCGUUCAUCAAGUCACAGACUCAGCUUACCACUGAACUGGAUGCCCUUGGUGCCACUGCCCGCGGUGAUGUCAAGUCUGGGCAAUAUACCCACAAUCCCUUCGACGAUGACAACGCCUCUAUCUCCAGCGGAAACGGUGUCACCGUGGCCCGUCAAAUGGAGUCCACCUACCCACCACACGGCUCUGUCACCCAGGCACCGCGGUCACCCGUUGACCCAUCCGUGCCACUAUUCCCCAGUAACUCCCCGAGUCAUCACAAUCCCGCCGCCGGAUAUGACCACUACGGUCGAUCUCCUUCACCUGCGCCGCGGAGCUAUGAUAACGCUCCUGUUGGCCAAUCUGCUUUGUCCACAACCUAUCGAGCCCAGAACAACGCCAGUCCUUGGCAACGAGGCGCUGGUUAUGACCACUAA